AUGGAUAACGCAAAAGUUGAUAUCAAUACUAAAUGGAAGCAGAAUGCUAGUACUGUUGCUGGAGGUACUGUAACGUAUGGUAAAGAAUUAAAUGAACUUAACUAUCCUGAAAGUAUAUGUAUUAAUAAGAAGAAGAAAAGUAUGUAUAUUGCUGAUACUGCCAAUCAACGUAUUACUGAAUGGAAAUUUGGUGCAAGCUAUGCUGAUGUUGUUGCUUAUGAUGUCCAACGAGAAAGUGACGUCGGGAUAUACUAUAGGCCAAUUGAUAUAAUUAUUGAUGAAAACGAUGAUUCUCUUAUCAUUUGUGAUCUAGGAAAAGAACGAGUUAAGCGAUGGUCUCUUCGAAAUAGUAGUAAUAUUCAGACUAUUAUUACAAAUAUUGCAUGUACUGGUCUAGCAGUAGAUCGGAAUGGAGAUAUUUAUGUUUCUGAUAAAUCGAAACAAAAAGUAAUCCGUUGGAGACAAACAGAUAUGAGUGAAACAAUUGUCGCAGGUGGGAAUCGAAGAGGAGGUAAUUUAAAUCAACUACAUUCUCCUAGUCGUAUCGCUGUUGAUCAAGAUCUAUCAGUCUAUGUAGCCGAUGCAAAUAAUCAUCGUGUAAUGAAAUGGAUGAAAGGUGCAAAAGAUGGUCUUGUUGUUGCAGGUGGACAUGGCGAAGGAAAUAGCCUCACACAGUUAUCGUUUCCUCUAGGAAUUCUUAUCGAUCAUUUAGGUAAUAUUUUUAUAGCUGACACCGGAAACGACCGAAUCAUGUAUUGGUCGCCAAAUACAAGAGAAGGUGUGAUUAUAGUCGGUGGAAAUAAAAGAGGAUAUGAAGCAAAUCAACUCUCUCUUCCCAGUGAUUUAAUAUUCCAUCGAGAAGGUCAUCUCUAUGUCGUCGAUACAUAUAAUCAUCGCGUACAAAGAUUUUCUAUUGUUCCAUAUAUGAUAUAUUAA
Messenger RNA from Adineta steineri, 936 nucleotides. NCBI's taxonomy places the organism in Eukaryota, Metazoa, Rotifera, Eurotatoria, Adinetida, Adinetidae. The record is from the annotation of a GenBank genome assembly.